AUGAAGAUCACCAUCAACUCCUAUAACGCUGUCGCCGCAUGGAAGUGGGAUUUACCGGAGGGCUCUGACGAUACAUGUGGCAUCUGUCGGGUCGAGUUCGAAGGCACUUGCUCCAAGUGCAAAUUCCCUGGGGAGGACUGUCCGAUCCUCAUCGGCGAAUGCUCGCACUGCUUCCACACCCACUGCAUUAGUGGCUGGCUGCAGUCUGAGUCUUCGCAAGGCCGCUGCCCAAUGUGCCGCCAGACUUUCCGCGAGAAAGUCGCGGAAGUCAAGUCGUCCAAGUCCAACCGGCCGCGCACUCCAGCUGCUCGUCAACCACAGCAGCGCCAAGGUAGCGCCUCUAGCUCCGGCUCUGGUUGA
Molecule: messenger RNA, 360 nt
Organism: Pseudocercospora fijiensis CIRAD86
Lineage: Eukaryota; Fungi; Ascomycota; Dothideomycetes; Mycosphaerellales; Mycosphaerellaceae
Exons: 2
Coding region: 1-360 (119 amino acids)
Biological process (GO): positive regulation of mitotic metaphase/anaphase transition; protein ubiquitination; anaphase-promoting complex-dependent catabolic process
Cellular component (GO): nucleus; anaphase-promoting complex
Molecular function (GO): cullin family protein binding; ubiquitin protein ligase activity; zinc ion binding
Source: RefSeq, a predicted model, not a curated record